AUGACUACUUUAUCUUCUGAACAAGUUAUCCAAUACGAAAGAGAAUAUUCUGCUCACAAUUAUCAUCCUUUACCUGUCGUAUUCCAUAAAGCCAGAGGAGCACACGUAUGGGACCCCGAAGGUAAAGAAUAUUUGGAUUUUCUCUCUGCUUACUCGGCCGUCAACCAAGGCCAUUGCCAUCCAGAUAUUAUCAACGCUUUAAUCGAACAGUCAAAACUGUUGACUCUUUCCUCAAGAGCCUUCUCCAAUGACACAUUUGCGAAAUUCGCUAAAUAUAUCACCGAAUAUUUCCAAUAUGACAUGGUCUUGCCAAUGAAUACAGGUGCAGAAGCAGUAGAAACAGCUUUGAAAUUGGCUAGGCGUUGGGGAUACGAAGUCAAGGGGAUCCCCCAGGAUAAAGCUAUCAUUCUGGGUGCUCAAGGUAAUUUUCACGGCAGAACCUUUGGCGCUAUCUCCUUGUCUACCGACUUUGUCGACUCCAAGAAAAAUUUUGGUCCAUUCUUAAACAAUAUCUCUUCCUCUCUUCGUCAUCACUCUAACUCCACCAACCCUGAUUCUAACUUUGAUUCUAAGGAAAAUGUUGGGAAGUUAACUAUUAGAUACGGUGUCAUUGAAGAUUUGGAAUUGGCAUUUGAAAACCAUGCAGACAAUAUCGCCGCUAUCAUCUUGGAACCCAUCCAGGGGGAAGCAGGCAUCGUCGUCCCACCAAAAGAUUAUCUCUCAAAUGUAUCAAAGCUUUGCAAAAAAUAUAAUUCCCUGCUAAUUGUUGAUGAGAUUCAGACUGGCAUAGGUAGAACAGGUAAACUGCUUUGUUCUGAACACUUCAAUGUUAAGCCAGAUAUCUUAUUACUGGGUAAAGCUUUGUCCGGUGGUGUACUGCCUGUGUCCGCCGUUUUAUCCUCUCGUGAAAUCAUGCUAUGUUUUACACCAGGUUCUCAUGGCUCUACCUUCGGUGGUAAUCCAUUAGCUUCUAGCGUUGCCAUCGCCGCCUUGGAAGUCGUCAAGAAAGAAAAUCUAGUCCAGAGAGCCGAGGAGUUGGGUAUCAUUUUGAAAGACCAACUGCUCAGGUUACAAGAUAUCUCAGGUGGUUGCAUCUCCGAGGUCCGUGGGUUGGGCUUACUCACUGCAAUUGUCAUCGAUCCAAGUAAGUUCAAUGGCCAUACUGCAUGGGAGCUUUGUUUAAAGAUGAAGGAGCAUGGUGUCCUGGCUAAACCUACACACGAUCAUAUCAUUAGACUGGCACCACCCUUGGUCAUCUCAAAGGAAGAUUUGUUAAAAGGUGUUGAUGCUAUGGAAAGAGCAAUCAAUGAAUUGCGGGCAUAA
Messenger RNA from Arxiozyma heterogenica, 1323 nucleotides. RefSeq names its product ornithine-oxo-acid transaminase (gene CAR2). The transcript has a single exon. Gene Ontology annotation, molecular function: pyridoxal phosphate binding; L-ornithine transaminase activity; identical protein binding. NCBI's taxonomy places the organism in Eukaryota, Fungi, Ascomycota, Saccharomycetes, Saccharomycetales, Saccharomycetaceae. The coding region runs from base 1 to 1323 and encodes 440 amino acids. The record is from RefSeq and is a predicted model, not a curated record. Gene Ontology annotation, cellular component: cytoplasm.